AUGACCGAGUUUGUCAACGAUGCCAACUUUAAGGAAUUGGUGAUGGAUACGUCGAUUGAGAAUAGAAAUGAUGAGGGGCCAAUGACACUUGAAAAUUUCACAAAACUAAUGGUUCAAUUUUACGACCUUGGAUGGAUGCGUGGAAGCGGUGGCGCUAUGGGAUGUAUUUCCGGAAACGAACUGAUGAUUUCCCCAUCGGCACUUCAAAAAGAGCGAAUUGAAAAGCAGGACGUGUUUGUUUACGAUAUCUCACAAAAGACCGAGGUUCAACGACCAGCCAACAAGAGAAUCGCCGUUUCGUCGUGCUCAGUGCUCUUUUCGCUUAUCAUGAAGGAGACUGGUCAAUCGUAA
Caenorhabditis briggsae is the source of this 351-nucleotide messenger RNA. Lineage: Eukaryota; Metazoa; Nematoda; Chromadorea; Rhabditida; Rhabditidae. The record is from RefSeq and is a predicted model, not a curated record. Gene Ontology annotation, cellular component: cytoplasm. The transcript has 4 exons. Gene Ontology annotation, molecular function: methylthioribulose 1-phosphate dehydratase activity. The coding region runs from base 1 to 351 and encodes 116 amino acids.